Medioppia subpectinata is the source of this 2100-nucleotide messenger RNA. The record is from the annotation of a GenBank genome assembly. NCBI's taxonomy places the organism in Eukaryota, Metazoa, Arthropoda, Arachnida, Sarcoptiformes, Oppiidae.
AUGAUACCCGUUGUGUUUAUUAGUGUGGUUUCCGGUCUGUGGAGUGACUGUUGGGCACUCUAUCCGCGCGAAUCCGAGACCAGAGAUGUGCGACUGUUGGACGACGUCUGGCACUUCCGGGCCAUACCUUUGGGCGACGACCAGAACACAGGGUUUGACAAGAAAUGGUUUGAAAAGCCGUUAUCAGAGAGGGGUGAAGUGAUACCAAUGCCGGUGCCGUCCAGUUUUAACGACAUCACCCAAAGCCGAUUCAUCCGGGACUACGCGGGUUGGGUCUGGUAUGACAGGAACUUCUUCGUCACCGACGACUGGUCUGACCCAUCACUGGUCGUAAUCCUACACUUCGGUAGCGCUCACUACGAGUCCAUAGUAUACGUGAAUGGAGUGGAAGUCGUGAGACAUAUCGGCGGACACUUACCCUUCGCUGCGGACGUCACCAAACACUUGAACUUUGGGGCCAAUAAUCGCAUAACUGUUGCUCUGAAUAACAUACUGACGCCGAGUACUGUCCCUCAGGGGACCAUCACUUACAAGAACGACACACAACUGUUCCCAAAAGGCUUCUACGAGACCACAACUAACUUUGAUUUUAUGAAUUACGCGGGUAUUCACCGACACGUCUCGCUAUACGCACUCCCCGUCGACCACAUCGACGACAUCGCAGUCACCACUGAUAUCAAGGACUCGACGACUGGUGUUAUUCACUAUGAGAUCAGUCAUAGCGUGAAGACAUCGGCGGCUGAAUGUGUUGUGGAAGUGAUGGACAAAAGCGGCAAAAAAGUAGCCGAAGCUAAAGGAUAUUCGGGUUCCAUAACAAUACCGAACGCCAUAUUGUGGUGGCCCUACACUACGAACUCUAACCCGGGAUAUCUCUAUACAUUACGGGUGUCUCUCGUGGCCAGCGGUAAGACCGCCGAUGUUUACUACCAGAGAGUCGGCAUCCGUACGGUUAGGGCCACUGAUAAGGAGGUUCUCAUUAAUGGCAAACCUUUUUACUUCCGAGGCUUUGGUAAACAUGAAGACGCGAACGUGAGGGGCAAAGGGCUGGACCUGGCGUUCAUAGCCAAAGACAUGAACCUGAUCAAAUGGAUCGGCGCCAACUCAUUCCGCACCUCACACUACCCCUACUCCGAAGAGUUGAUGGAUAUGUGCGACGAACAGGGAAUUGUGGUGAUCGACGAGUGCCCGGCGGUAGCCCUGAGCGCCUUCACUGAUGUCUUACAGAAACAACACUUACAAACUAUCACCGAAAUGAUAGCACGUGAUAAAAACCGGCCAUCGGUGGUCAUGUGGUCCAUUGCCAACGAGCCUCAGUCGGACAAAGCGGAGGCUGAAGAGUACUUCCGGGUUAUCUCGACUCACGCCCGGAGUCUAGAUAAGAGCCGUCCGAUUACGGCCGCCAUUAAUAAGGACUUCAGUAAUGACAAAAUGGCGCAGUUUUUGGACGUAUUGAUGAUCAAUAGGUAUUACGGCUGGUAUUCGGACACCGGUUACACACAAGUGAUUGACUUGCAAUUGACCACUAAUUUACGGCAAUGGCAUAAAACUUUUGCCAAACCGCUUAUGAUCUCGGAGUACGGCGCCGACACUCUGGCCGGUUUGCACAUGUUUGCUCUAGAUAAAUUAAUUGCAGUAUUCACUAUUUUAACGUAUUACGGCUGGUAUUCGGACACCGGUUACACACAAGUGAUUGACUUGCAAUUGACCACUAAUUUACGGCAAUGGCAUAAAACGUUUGCCAAACCCCUCAUGAUCUCCGAGUACGGCGCCGACACUCUGGCCGGUUUGCACAUGGACCCGUCCUAUGUGUUUACCGAGGAGUUUGAGUCCGAGUUUAUGAUGGAGUAUCACAAGUCAUUUGAUAAGCUAAUAGCCGAGGGUUACUUUGUGGGCGAACACAUCUGGAACUUUGCCGACUUUAUGACCGACCAGAAGCAUGGUAGUAGUGGCACAGACCGAGUGGUGGGCAACCGUAAGGGCAUAUUUACCCGCGAACGACAGCCCAAAGCCGGUGCCCGUGUGUUGCGGUGCCGGUACUGGCGAUUGGCACCACUCAAACCCCAGGAGCACAACGGCAUAUCCUAUUGUCCCGCUGUUUAA